AUGGCGACCGCGUCCUCCCACCACAGCUUGAGGGACAGGCAAGUCGCUUCAAUCGAGAAGAUCCUCAAUUUGAACCAGACCUCCGAGCAGAACGCCGACGAGCACCACGACCCCAAUGCGAACGGCCUGUUGCCAAAGUCUACCCCGAUCCUGGACGCCAACGGCCAGCCGAUAUGGAAGGUGCUGGUGUUCGACAACUUGGGCAGAGAUGUCAUCAGCAGCGUCCUGCGUGUGAACGACCUGCGAAGCUGGGGAGUUACGAUACACCUCAACAUUAACACGACGCGCCAUUCGAUUCCGGACGUCCCUGUCAUCUAUCUUGUGGAGCCGACUGCCCAGAACCUCGAGAUCAUUACCUCCGAUCUUGCGCGAGGCCUGUAUUCUCCAGCAUACGUCAACUUCCUCUCCUCGAUACCCCGACCCUUGCUGGAAGACUUUGCGGCAAAGACGGCCGAACAUGGAACAGCAGAGCAUCUUUCACAAAUCUUCGACCAGUACCUCAACUUCAUCGUCAGCGAACCCGACCUCUUCAGCUUAGGCAUGGGCAAGGAGACAUACUGGACACUGAACAGCGCGCAAGUGGCGGAUGAGGUUCUGGACGCUGCUGUUGAUCGCAUUGUGAGCGGGCUCUUCAGCGUGGUGGUCACUACGGGCACGAUCCCUAUCAUCCGCUGCCCGAAGGGCGGGGCUGCGGAGAUGAUCUCCGCCAAAUUGGAUCGCAAGCUUCGGGACCACAUUCUGAAUUCCAAGGAUAACUUGUUUUCCGGUACAAGUCAAAAGAUCUCCGCAACUGGCACCGCUCCUUCCUCGAGACCCGUUCUUAUUAUUGUGGACCGCAAUGUCGAUCUAAUUCCCAUGCUUUCACAUUCCUGGACUUAUCAAUCCCUCGUCAAUGACGUCCUUAAAAUGCACCUGAACCGUAUUACCGUGGAGCUACCGGCCGACGAGACGAACCCAGCCAAGGGCGUAACGAAGAAAUCCUACGACUUGAACGCGACGGACUUUUUCUGGUCAAAGAAUGCCGGUGCACCGUUCCCCAACGUCGCCGAGGCCAUUGACACGGAAUUGCAGAAGUACAAACAAGACUCGGACGAGAUUACCAAGAAGACGGGCGCCGCCUCUCUGGAUGACCUUCAGAACGAUGCCAGUGCCUCAGUGAAACAGCUCGGUGCUGCCAUCACGUUGCUGCCGGAACUGAGGGAGAGGAAGUCUCUGCUAGAUAUGCACAUGACUAUCCUGACGGCAUUACUCAAGGCAAUUAAGGAUCGCCAGCUCGAUAACUACUUCCAGCUCGAGGAAAACAUAACGAAACAGACAAAGCAACAGAUUCUAGACAUCAUCAAGGACGAGGAUAAGGGGAACGAACCGUUGGACAAGCUGCGUCUUUUCAUCAUUUGGUUCCUGAGUACAGAGCAGGAGGUAUCCCGGGCCGAUCUGGAUCGCUUCGAUGAAGCAUUACGGGCUACAGGCGCUGACACAUCGUCUCUCGCCUACGUAAAAACCGUCAGAGAGAUUACGCGGAUGACAAUGAUGUCGUCGGCGCCCGCCCAGCCAGCGCAGUCUGCAUCCAGUGAUCUGUUCCGCGGCUUCAGCUCCAUUUCCAACCGGCUUACGGAUCGCUUCAAAGAUGCAGGCUUGGGCUCGAAUUUCGAGAACCUUAUUUCCGGUGUGAAGAACUUCCUUCCUGCGAACAAGGACCUCACUCUCACCAAGAUUACGGAGUCUCUGAUGGAUCCGCAAAACGCGUCUUCGUCUGCGAUCGCAAAGACGGAGAGCUACCUGUAUUUCGAUCCCCGUAGUGCGAACGCACGUGGAACGAUGCCCCCUGCAAGCCAAGCGCGGAACCAGCAGGGUGGACUGAGCGGCGUUGGCCGUGGCAUUGAGGCCAGUUUCGGACAGCGCAGGCAGGGCUUCAGCGAGGCCAUUGUGUUCACUGUAGGCGGCGGCAGCAUGGAGGAAUAUGGAAACUUGCAAGAAUGGGCGCAGAGAACCAGCGGCACCGGCGCGCCAGGCACCGGGCCCAGGCGGCGGGUCGUAUACGGCAGCACGGAGCUUGUGAACGCGGAGGACUUUAUCAACAGCGAGCUGGCCAAGUUGGGUAGAGAAAGCACGUAG
Molecule: messenger RNA, 2115 nt
Organism: Lasiodiplodia theobromae
Lineage: Eukaryota; Fungi; Ascomycota; Dothideomycetes; Botryosphaeriales; Botryosphaeriaceae
Product: Golgi transport protein
Exons: 5
Coding region: 1-2115 (704 amino acids)
Biological process (GO): endoplasmic reticulum to Golgi vesicle-mediated transport; intracellular protein transport
Cellular component (GO): cytosol; Golgi membrane
Molecular function (GO): syntaxin binding
Source: RefSeq, a predicted model, not a curated record